AUGUAAUUAGAAAAUCCUAAACCAUAAAUUUUUCAAACAGGUAAUUUCGAAUUCACUUAACAAUAUAUUUAAAGAAAGUAAUAAGAAUAUGAUCCAGAUAUUGAAGAUCCUAUAGAUGAAUAUGAAAUAUUUGACUUAAUUAAAACAAUAAAGGAUCCUGAACAUUCAUUCACUCUAGAAUAAUUGAAUAUAGUUAACCCCAAUGAUAUCCAAAUAUAAGGAAAUAGAAUAACUGUGUAUUUUACUCCUACUAUUCCUCAUUGUUCUAUGGCUUAAACAAUAGGAUUAACUUUGAAAAUUAAAUUGGUAAGAAGCUUGCCUUAAAAUUAUAAAAUUUAUGUUUAAAUAAAAGAGAACACACAUAUUAAAGAAUAAGAAUUAAAUAAGUUAUUCUAAGAUAAAGAGAGAGUUUUGGCUGCUAUAGAGAACUAACAAUUAUUAAAGAUAAUUAACUAUGGUAUUUAAGGAAUAAGAUGA
Molecule: messenger RNA, 477 nt
Organism: Paramecium sonneborni
Lineage: Eukaryota; Ciliophora; Oligohymenophorea; Peniculida; Parameciidae
Source: the annotation of a GenBank genome assembly